This is a messenger RNA of Exophiala mesophila, 1446 nucleotides long. RefSeq lists its product as uncharacterized. Lineage: Eukaryota; Fungi; Ascomycota; Eurotiomycetes; Chaetothyriales; Herpotrichiellaceae. Gene Ontology annotation, molecular function: transmembrane transporter activity. The record is from RefSeq and is a predicted model, not a curated record. The transcript has 3 exons. Gene Ontology annotation, cellular component: membrane. Gene Ontology annotation, biological process: transmembrane transport. Bases 1 to 1446 code for a protein of 481 amino acids.
AUGGCUUUAGGGACGGACAACGUGCCUUCUCGACAGGAUAUGUCCCCUGCUUUGGGAGAAGAUCCUGUCACAGGCCCGGCUGAAGGAGGUCCAUCUUCGCCAUCAAAAAAUACCACGCACCUCGUCAAGCGCAUUUUUGGCUCCAGCAAGCAAAGCGACACGACACAGAACGCUAAUAUAGAUAUCGAUAUCGAUAUUGAGACGCUCGAAAUGCGGUCUGGUGCUGCCGACUCACCCGUCCACAUCCAACGAUGGAAUGAACCGAAGGGCAACAUCGCCCGACUGGGAUUCUCCUUCUUCUCCUUUGGUAUUGCUGGCAUGAACGAUGCCGCCGUCGGUGCUCUCAUUCCAUAUCUCGAGGAGUAUUAUAAUCUCAACUACACACUUGUUUCGUUGAUUUUCCUGACGCCCUUUGUCGGAUAUUCCACCGCUGCCUUUAUCAACGCUACCAUCCAUACCAAAUUUGGCCAAAGGGGCAUUGCGCUGGCUGCUCCCUUGUGUCACAUUAUCACCUAUCUGGUCAUCUGUCUGCAUCCUCCUUUUCCCGUGGUAGUGGUGAUCAACAUCUUGUCUGGCUUCGGCAAUGGCUUGACCGACGCAUGCUUUUCGGCUUGGGUGGGGUCGAUGGAGAGUGCAAACUCGGUCCAGGGCCUCUUGCACUCGUGUUAUUCCAUGGGUGCACUCUUCGCCCCUCUAAUAGCAACAAGCAUGAUUGUUAGGGCCCAUCUGCCUUGGUACAAUUUCUACUACGUCAUGGCAAGUGUUGCGGCGUCUGUUGUCGAAUGGGUUGGUCUUUCUUGGGCCUUCUGGAAGAAAACUGGUCAGCAGUACCAGAAGGACCAUCCUCGUGACUCGAAUGCGACAGGGAGCCGCACCCGCGAAGCGCUCAAGUCACGGGUGACAUGGAUUUGUAUGCUUUACUUGUUGAUGUACAUGGGCGUCGAAGUGGGCCUGGGUGGAUGGGUUGUGACCUUUAUGCUUCGGGUCCGGGACGCCUCACCAUAUGACGCGGGCAUCUCAGGAACUGGAUUUUGGGCUGGCAUGGCUGCUGGCAGGGCGAGCCUCGGCUUUGUGACGGAGAGGUACGGCGAGCGGCUAUGUGUAUCAAUCUACCUGGCACUUGCGACUGCGCUGCAGCUUGUCUUUUGGCUUGUGCCACAGUUUGUCGUUAGUGCCGUAGCCGUGGCCUUACUGGGUUUCUUCCUCGGCCCCAUGUUCCCAGGAGGUGUUAUGAUGGCGGCAAAAUUGCUCCCCAAGCACAUCCACGUCAGUGCCUUGGGAUUUGCCAUGGCUUUAGGAGGUACAGGAGGCACUGUCUUCCCAUUUGCCAUCGGCGCCAUUGCCGCAAAGAAGGGUGUUGAAGUACUGCAACCCAUCAUUCUGGCUUUGAUCGCAGUCAUCGCUGUUUUGUGGCUGAGCUUUCCCAGGAUCAGGAAACGGGAAUAG